CCGGCGGGCUUCCCCGAGGGCGGCGCGCGGCUGGGACCCGCCGGACCCCCGGCUGGCGGCGGCGGCGGCGGCGGGGCGCGGAGCCGAGGAGGCUGAGCCGGCGCUCUCCGGGAGGAUGGAGGCGGCCGUGGAGUGCAGCCUCCCGGAGCCGGGCAGCCAGGACUCCCGGGCCGGCGACGACAUCGAGAUCGUCGUCAACGUGGGGGGCGUGCGGCAGGUGCUGUACGGGGACCUCCUGAGCCAGUACCCGGAGACCCGGCUGGCCGAGCUCAUGGGCUGCUUGGCGGGGGGCUACGACACCAUCUUCUCCCUGUGCGACGACUACGACCCCGGGAAGCGCGAGUUCUACUUCGACAGGGACCCGGACGCCUUCAAGUGUGUCAUCGAGGUGUACUACUUCGGCGAGGUCCACAUGAAGAAGGGCAUCUGCCCCAUCUGCUUUAAGAACGAGAUGGACUUCUGGAAGGUGGACCUUAAGUUUCUGGACGACUGCUGCAAGAGCCACCUGAGCGAGAAGCGCGAGGAGCUGGAGGAGAUCGCGCGCCGCGUGCAGCUCAUCCUGGACGACCUGGGCGUGGACUCGGCCGAGGGCCGCUGGCGGCGCUGCCAGAAGUGCGUGUGGAAGUUUCUGGAGAAGCCCGAGUCGUCGUGCCCGGCGCGCGUGGUGGCCGUGCUGUCCUUCCUGCUCAUCCUCAUCUCGUCAGUGGUCAUGUGCAUGGGCACCAUCCCCGAGCUGCAGGUGCUGGACGCCGACGGCAACCGCGUGGAGCACCCGACGCUGGAGAACGUGGAGACGGCGUGCAUCGGCUGGUUCACGCUGGAGUACCUGCUGCGCCUCUUCUCCUCGCCCAACAAGUUGCACUUCGCGCUGUCCUUCAUGAACAUCGUGGACGUGCUGGCCAUCCUGCCCUUCUACGUGAGCCUCACACUCACACACCUGGGCGCGCGCAUGAUGGAGCUGACCAAUGUGCAGCAGGCGGUCCAGGCCCUGCGGAUCAUGCGCAUCGCGCGCAUCUUCAAGCUGGCACGCCACUCGUCCGGCCUGCAGACCCUCACCUACGCGCUCAAGCGCAGCUUCAAGGAGCUGGGGCUGCUGCUCAUGUAUCUGGCCGUGGGCAUCUUUGUCUUCUCCGCCCUGGGCUACACCAUGGAGCAGAGCCACCCCGAGACCCUGUUCAAGAGCAUCCCCCAGUCCUUCUGGUGGGCCAUCAUCACCAUGACCACCGUGGGCUACGGUGACAUCUACCCCAAGACCACUCUGGGCAAGCUCAAUGCAGCCAUCAGCUUCUUGUGUGGGGUCAUAGCCAUCGCCCUGCCCAUCCACCCCAUCAUCAACAACUUCGUCAGGUACUACAACAAGCAGCGGGUCCUGGAGACAGCCGCCAAGCACGAGCUGGAGCUGAUGGAGCUCAACUCCAGCGGUGCGGGCGAGGGCAAAGUGGGGUGCUCCCGCAGCGACCUGGACAGCCUGCCGCCGGAGCCCGCCGGGGAGGAGGGGCCGAGCUGGAGCAGCCGGCUGAAGAUCUCCCACAGCGACACCUUCAUCCCUCUCCUGACCGAGGAGAAGCACCAUAGGACCCGGCUGCAGAGUUGCAAGUGACCAGGGUCCUCCGGGCACAGACUUGGCCAGUGGACGGAGGGACGGGUGUGACGGGCCUGCCAGUGACUUCCUGGGAGGGGCUGUCCUUUGUCCCCUCAAUCGUCUCCUGAACAGAACUCUGAAGGCCCCCUCGGGCACCUCUGGUGAGGCUGGGUAAGACCCCCUUUAAGUUGCCGGCUCUCAGGAGCCUGUUGGGGAAAGAGGGGUGUCCAGGAGUCACGGGCAGUAUGGGGUGAUGGAGGCCAUGGUCUGGCUGAUGGCUGGUUCUGUAUCUCCUUCAAUAAAGCCUCCUGCUCUGUGCACCCCCCUGCGUUGGAGGUUCUG
Molecule: messenger RNA, 1924 nt
Organism: Lutra lutra (Eurasian river otter)
Lineage: Eukaryota; Metazoa; Chordata; Mammalia; Carnivora; Mustelidae
Gene: KCNF1
Product: potassium voltage-gated channel modifier subfamily F member 1
Exons: 1
Coding region: 116-1600 (494 amino acids)
Biological process (GO): potassium ion transmembrane transport; protein homooligomerization
Cellular component (GO): membrane; voltage-gated potassium channel complex
Molecular function (GO): voltage-gated potassium channel activity
Source: RefSeq, a predicted model, not a curated record